This is a messenger RNA of Petromyzon marinus (sea lamprey), 2943 nucleotides long. The record is from RefSeq and is a predicted model, not a curated record. NCBI's taxonomy places the organism in Eukaryota, Metazoa, Chordata, Hyperoartia, Petromyzontiformes, Petromyzontidae.
UCCAGCUGCCUAAGUGGAUACAUAUAUAUUUUCUACCUACCACGUCACUCCUACCACGUGACUUUAAAACCAGAGAGUCUGGUUUCGGCCAUUUUCGAUUAGGCUCCUCCCCCGCCCCACUCUCGCAGCCCCGCCCUCCUGCUCUUUAACCUGUCGUGACGUCAUGGGGCAUAUCAAGUGAGGGGGGUUCCAGGUGAGGUUUGUGCGGCCGACGCGGAGCGCCAUCCCCCGCCCAAAUAAACGAAGGCGACCGUCAGCGGCGUCGUUUCACCCAUUACCCUCCGCGCGGGCGAAAGAAAAAAAACACAUUUUAGUUUCUUUAAAUCGUUUUAAAAAAAAAAAAAUUUUAACUUGAACAUCAUCGCGAUUUUGGGCGAGUCCACGUUAGCCACCCUCGUCCCCUCGUCCACCUGCCGAAACCACCGCCACCGCCACACUCGCGCCAUUUUCAAUGUUCGACGUUUCCGGAGACAUGGCUAUCUGUGACGCUCCCGCGGACCGCAGCUUGACUCCAGUCUGUCACAGGCUACACGGGGGAUCUUUGAGACAAGAGAAGAUUGAGGAGGAGGGAGGUUUGUCAUGCGAGGAGGAAGACCAGCAUUGCACAGCUGUAGAAUUCGUGUACGACACAAGCUCCAACCGCGAUUAUUCCACAUUUGAGGAUCAGCCUCCUGCACUGCCGUUGACGGUGGAGGUCAAAACCGGAGGGCCCGGAGAAAAAUCCACGUGGCCACUGCGGGCGAAGAGAUCGCGCGCCCUCCGUAAGGGUCCGAGAUCGAAGCCACGACCUCGUGCGCACCUCCAGGACUAUCUGAAGAUCGUCAUUUUCUUUCUCUGCCCGAUUCUCUUCUUCCAGCUUGUUGGCGACACUGCUGCCAACGCCACCGAACCUUCGCCGUUGCAACAUCUUCUAGCCCAAGGACAAGUUGAUGGCAUCAACUGGAGCUGUCCCAACGAUGAGACGAGCACGAUCCUCGUCCGCAGAGACGACAAAUUGCUGGUGGAAUAUUGGACUUCGGGUGAAACGUUCAACUUGUCGUACAAUGACACCUCGUUGAAAAUCGUGGACUGGGACUGGUCUGUGCCAAGCGGCACGUUGUUGUGGAUACGGAGCCCGGAGGACGGCGUUUACUCGGUAGAGGCUCGAGGACUGAAUGAAGACCGCAACACCUGCAUCAUCGCCAUCUUUACAGCUGCAGCAGAGGCGCCUACAAUGCCAGGACCCGUGCAGAUUUCAUAUCCAUCAAAUGAGACCACCUCCCGUAAUGAAACACUGUCGCACGGCGGUUCCCGGUUUGUGCUAUUGGUGCCAUUGGUGCUAUUGGUGCUAUUGGUGCCAUUGGUGCUAUUGGGACUGCUCGUGGGGUACGUCGUGAAGAAGCGUUUAUGCUGCAAGCCGGAAACCCAGCGUGAGAUUGAUGACGAUUCGUGCACAACCAAUGGCUGUCUGUGGAAAAGCAUCGUCGCGUGCAUCUGCCCGCGUCACGAAUACCAGCAGCCACAGGCCUGAAGUGACGAGCGGAGCGGAAUGUUCCACUCCCCCGCCCUCCACCAAACCCCCUCUUUUCACGUCUCAAAAUUGCCCUCCUCGUUUUAACAUGCGACGCAAACAUCGAUGCCGUGAAAUCGCCUUUCGCCAGUUGCCACAGUUUAUUGCUCCCUGGACUGAGGUGCUCCCCCUUCUUCUUCGCUCUGCUGUCCGGAUGUGGAGCUGCCUCCCCGAUGAGCACAUUGUCGGCAAGAUCACCGAUUCCAGUCUUGAGGCCCUCAAACGCCGAGCUCGCACACACGGGGCACCCCCCCCCCAUAACGUUGCCAACCCGCCUUGUAGGGCGACCGAGUCUUUGAGCCGCACUGAACCAAUGGCCGCGCCGAUUAGACGUACUCAUGUCUGAAAUGGCUGUGCACCCAAUAAAAAAAACGUGCUCGCUAUAACAGCACUUGCCCCAACAGUCUGUUUAGUUCUAGAUUUAAAGCUUUCGUGACUGCUAGGAUUCAUACUCUUUGGUUCUAUUGGGUAAAGUCACGUAGGUGAAAAUAAAAUAACAGUCUGCUUAGACUAUACGGGGGGAUCUUUUGUCUUUUUGUCUAGAAAAAAGAACCGCUACCUCCUUUACGGUUCGUGUAUGUAAUGUGUGCCGUUGAACGUCUGUCGUGCCGUACGGAGCUAACCGUGCUAAAAUCGUAGGUGCGGUGUCGGGCGCUGUCACAUCGCUUGGAACGCCAUUUUGGAGGGAAGGCGUGACGGGCCGAUGCUAAUCCGUCGUUUUAUCCUCGUGGCGUGCUCGGCCACCAGCAGUGGCUCACGGACGCGCUUGUAAGGGGACCAGCGCGACCCCCCCACAUCGUCAAAGAAUUGUCCAAAAAGCCACGGAGAAAACACGAGGACAGCCGCCAAUUACGUACUCUGGGCCACGAAAACUUCCGUUGGUGGAGCCAACACAGAUAACGACUGCGGUUGGCCGUGUGGAAUGUCCCAAAUGCUCGCUGGGGAGGAGAGGCUGCCAUUCCUCUGUCGAGAGCUGGACUGGUACCACCUGGAUCUCUGGAAUAUGUAUAGGGCCUGGUGGGCUGACUGGGUCCUGUCACUACGAGGGGGUGGACAGUCUUCCAUGCUGGGCACGUGUGGAAAGGCGCUUCAAGGCUCAUCGGAUUUCUCCUGCUGUCUAAAUAAAGAUUCUGAUUCUAAACUGUGUAUCUUUCUGUAACUAGGGAGUCUCUAUGCAAGGCUUUAUAUCUCUGUAACUUUAUACAUCUUUAAAUAACUAUGCCACCGUAUGUAACUAUGGCUAUGAAAAUAAACUUUUUGAAUCUCUGUAACUGUGUGGAUUUCUCUAACCCCAUUUACCACUGUAUUGAUCUCCGUUGCACUCUGGAUUAUUUUUUUUACGUAGCUCGGUAGAUCUCUCUGUGACUGUAGAUAAUCCCCGUGACUAUCGCUCU